UCGUGCUGUCGAGGACCGGAUUCGUCAACGCAGGGUCUGAGCAUGCACUGCAUCAGGCCUAUCUACUGCUACCUCCGGCUGUCUGCCCUGCUGGCUUCAUCGGACAAAACAAGUCGCAGGAAGCUGUACCACGUGCACUGCACUGGGACCACCUGACCAGCACGGUAACGUCGACGGAGACAUCGUGGCACCCGGAUAAAAGCAGCAGCCUUUUCGACGUUCCCUUCAGUGGACUUGGAAGCACCUAACGAGCACGGAUGCUGAUCAAAUUUUUUCUGAUCGCACAGCGGCCGUCUCGUGCUUCUGAAAAGAGCCUGCGGUAUUGGCGUGAACAGACAGAGUUCAUCACUUGUGCAUGUGCAACACAUUGGCGGAGGCAAUACGAACUGCAUUUCUCACUAGCUGGACAAGUCGGAAUGGCAAUGCACCUUGGAGAACAAGACUCGAAUUGUGAAAGUCUGGUGGUUUCACAGAACUUUGUUUUAUGUCAAGAUGGGCUGACACCAUGUCACCUGAUGCUGUCACUCUCUGAUCGCUUUCAAGAUAUGGGCCCGCUCUUCAAGGCAAAGCGACGAGAACACGGAGUUCAAGAUAUGGUCCACGCGGCGUAUAAUGGUUUGACAUGGAUGGAUAAGGCACUAAAGAGCAGUAUCAGCUUAUAAUGAUCAGAACGUCAUCAGCACACCUGGCGCCGCCGUCUGCAGCAGUCAGUGUUGCUGCGACGCUGCUGUUUAUACCGGUCAUAUUAACUUCCAUAACACUUUUUUGUUCAAGUACCCUAAAGAGCCCAGGAGGCAUAGGGGUGGGGGAUGUUACAAUUGGCCAGCGGGGAUAGUGACCUUCUGGCUUCACUGCAAUGAAUCGCUUCGUGAAGCCAACAACACGCCCCCUUCGAAUAGCCCUUCGGAGCCAGUAAGGCUAGACACGUUUGGCGGACAGGAUUGUUAGCUGGUUCGCUGUCACC
Dermacentor andersoni is the source of this 964-nucleotide messenger RNA. The record is from RefSeq and is a predicted model, not a curated record. NCBI's taxonomy places the organism in Eukaryota, Metazoa, Arthropoda, Arachnida, Ixodida, Ixodidae.